CGAGGUGUGUCGUUAGGAAGAGAAAAAAUGGAGGUUGGUUUGUGUGAAGAACAUUUGAUCACCAUCACCUCUGCGAUCGCAGACAGCUGCCAAGGGCCGAGCGUUCGAGCAGGCGACCUCAUCAUACUGGACAACAUUCAAGCGACCUUUCCUCGGCGUUUCAAAUCCGGAGAGAGCCUCACAGAGGCAUUGUGAUUGUUCGACGAUAUAGAGCACAGGAGCCAAUAUGCCGCCGAAGAAGGGAGGUGGCGGCGGCGCCCCCGCAAAGGUGGCCGUCGACAAGACAUUCGGCAUGAAGAAUAAGAAGGGCGGAAAGGCGCAACAGCAAAUAAAGACCAUCCAACAGCAACAGCAGCAAGCGGGCAAGUCUCGGGAGCAGCUGGCCAAGGAGAAGAAGAAGGAGGAUGAGAAGCGGCUCAAGGCCGAGGCCGAGAAGGCACGAAAAGAAGACCCGUCGUUUGCCAUUGCGCAGCCGCGGGUUCCCUUUGGCGUGGACCCAAAGACGAUUACAUGCGCCUUUUGGAAGGCGGGCAUCUGCGACAAAGGGGGCAAAUGCAAGUUUGCGCACAAGGAUGAGGCAUCGAGAAAGACGGAGAAGAAGGACUUGUACACGGACAUGCGAGAGGGCGAUGCGAAUGCUGCCAAUGGGUCGGCCAAUGGGGGAGAGGGCGACGACAAGAAGGACGACACGAUGGACAAGUGGGACCGGGCAAAGCUGGACAGCGUCAUUUUGAGCAAGCACGGCAACCCAAAGAGCACUACGGACAAGGUCUGCAAGUUCUUCCUGCAAGCUGUCGAGGAUGGGAAAUACGGCUGGUUCUGGGAGUGCCCCAAUGGCGGAGAGAAGUGCAUGUACAAGCACAGACUUCCUCCGGGCUUCGUGCUCCAGUCACAGAAGCGGGAGAAGGAGGAAGCGGAAAAAGCAAACGAGAUCUCGCUGGAAGAGUUCCUCGAGACAGCCAGGCACCAGCUUGGAUCGAAUCUCACACCUGUGACAGCCGAGACUUUCGCUACAUGGAAAAAGCAGCGGGUGGACAAGAAGCAAGCCGAGGAGGAAGCCAUCGAGAACAAGAAGAAACAACAGGCCCAGGCCAACAAGCUGGCUGGUCUGAGCGGCCGUGAGAUGUUCACGCUGAACCCUGACAUGUUCGCAGCAGAGGACGAGGAUGGGGCCGGAGACGAGUUCGACAUGGACAAGUACUUCAAGAAUUGGGAGCAGGCCAGAUCGGACGACGGCAAGGCCGAUCAGAACGACGACGCGGACAUCGACGAAGCCAACGCCAAGCUGGCCAACGUCGAGGUUUGAACUGCCUUGCUUCUCCGACCUCUCUGCAUCCCCCCAACCAUCCUUGUGUUUCUACAACCUCUCUCUCUCUCUCUCCAAUCUCUGUAAUCACACAUUCUUCUCUCCUUUCUUCUCGCUGCCGUUCUUUCGUCGACAACAUCAACAUUCCCGCCCCCCAAAAUGCAUCUUUCUCCUCUUAGAGAACGGCCAAGAUCCUUUUCUUCAAUGCAAUCUGCAAAUUUGAG
This is a messenger RNA of Acaromyces ingoldii, 1530 nucleotides long. RefSeq lists its product as hypothetical. Gene Ontology annotation, molecular function: metal ion binding; mRNA binding. Gene Ontology annotation, cellular component: cytosol. NCBI's taxonomy places the organism in Eukaryota, Fungi, Basidiomycota, Exobasidiomycetes, Exobasidiales, Cryptobasidiaceae. The record is from RefSeq and is a predicted model, not a curated record. The transcript has 2 exons. Gene Ontology annotation, biological process: cytoplasmic translation. The coding region runs from base 227 to 1306 and encodes 359 amino acids.